CUCUUCUUUUCUUCCCCCUGCAGCCGAACAAGAACCAUGCUGCCGGCAGCCCUCCCUUGAAGGAAAAUGGGUAAAAGCUUGGUAUUUUUCCCUUCUUUUCUUGUUCUAGAACAGAUUUAGAACCCAGAAAUUUCCCCCACCCCUCUUCAGAAUCCCAGAUCUGCUCUGCUUUGUCUUCACCGUCUGCUGCUCUUGGUGUGGGUGGCGAAAUUUCCAGUUUUUUUUGUAGAGUUCUUGAUUUUUCUCCCCAAUUCCCGCCGGCUCCUCCCCAAACUGCAGCUCCGGUUUUGCUUGCUGGAUUUUUGGUAUGUGACAAGCCCUUUGAGCCUAAAAUUAUCCUUUAAUUGCUGAAUUUUGUCCAUUUAAUUGUUGCCCCUACACUGUCCGAAUGUUUGCUAAAUUAGGGGGAUGAAUUCCGGUAGCUUUAGGACAAAAUUUAAGCAUUAAUUCAAGUGGAAUUUAUAUGAUUGAGUGUUAAUUGACUGCUGUGAUUUUGGAAAGAAAAUCCCGUGAGAUUAGCUAUGGUUUUGCCAAUUUUGGAAGUUGCAGUUACUGUUUAUGGUACUGUUCAUAGGCACUGUUCAUGCACUGAUGGCCAACAAUUAACAGGGAUUAAAUGUUUAGUUUGGAGAUGUCUGGUUAUGUGGAGAUUGAUAGAAAUAGCAUUGAGAUUAGGGGUAGUCAUGGUGACUUUACUUUUGAAUCCGUGGUAUAGUAAUUAAUUCUUGGAUAUUUUGAUUAGAUUCCUGAUCGUUCUGUCAGUUUAGCACUGAGAUCGAGUUUUCGGUUUUAUGCGAGUGAGGUAAGUAAAUUAUGGUAACGCCCUUUGAUUUUAAAGCAUAUUUUAAUUUGUUUUUGAAAUGGUGGCGAGACUAAACCCGUUUUACACAAAUAUGAGCAUGACUAAUUUGAAAUGAAAUUAUUAUGCUUUUCAUUAAAUUGAGCAUGUCUACCUUAAAUUUAAUUGAUUGUCCUGAUGAUCUGAAAGUGAUUGGUGCAUUAUGAUUUUUCUGUUAACUUCUGCCUAUUUUGUCUCUGAUGUGGUCAUGUUAUUAGUGACCCUACUAGUGGGGGAGGUUAUAAACGCUAGCACAUGUCAACAUGUUAUUGAUAGAACCGGUUCGUUCGAGUGACCCUGCUAGUGGAGGUUAUACACCAGCAAAUACUGUAGCCUGCCAGUGGGAGGUUUAUAACACUAGCCAUGACCUAUAGAUGAGACAUCUAUUUCGUUCUCGUACUGUAUUCGUUUUUCGUGAUUGCACUUGUUGGCAUGCUAUAAGUUUAAUAAGGGCACUCCAUAUUUUACUUACUGAGUUUAUCUCAUAGUUUUUCCUUGUCCACCAUUUCAGGAAGCGAAACCGAGGACGGGGAAACCACAGGAAGUGACGAGUUAGAAGGCUAACCAUUUUGAGAUUGACAUAGAUUUUAGAAAUAAAUCAUGCUUUGUAAGAUAGAUUUUACCUUGAAUUUAUGAGAUCAAAACAGAUUUCGAUCAUUAGAUCAAUUACUUGGAUUUAAGUCAUUUUGGUUAUAGAAAUAAAUUGAGGGGUUUGAU
This is a messenger RNA of Rubroshorea leprosula, 1555 nucleotides long. Lineage: Eukaryota; Viridiplantae; Streptophyta; Magnoliopsida; Malvales; Dipterocarpaceae. The record is from the annotation of a GenBank genome assembly.